CCACUGUUGCACCAAAGCGGAAGCAGGGCAAUCUCAUGGCGUGGAGUUUGGGAAGAUUUGCUCUGUUUCGGUUUUGUCAUUAAAAAACGUCGAAAGGACAAUAGCGAAGCCAUGGACGAGACACCAUCUUGUAUUUGUGAAGAUCUGAAGACGUUUAUCGUAACCUCUGCUCCUCCGGUGGUCUAUUACAUCCCUGAUUUCAUAACAGAGGAGGAGGAAUCGUACCUGCUUCAACAAGUUUACAAAUCUCCCAAAACAAAAUGGACACAACUUUCGGGCAGACGUCUUCAAAACUGGGGAGGACUUCCGCACCCAAAAGGAAUGAUCACUGAAAAGAUACCGGAAUGGCUGCAAACGUACUGUGAAAAAAUCUCACAUCUUGGUGCAUUUAGCGGCAAAACGGCUAACCAUAUUUUGGUCAACGAGUACAAAGCAGGAGAAGGAAUAAUGCCACAUGAAGACGGACCACUGUACCACCCAACUGUGACGACGAUAAGCUUGGGAUCGCAUACAUUACUAGACUUUUACAGUCCGAUAAACAGUAGUUUACAAGAGGGGCAACCACCGCAGACAGAAGAAAACCGCUACCUGUUUUCGUUGCUGGUUAAGCCAAGGAGUUUGUUGAUUUUGCAAGAGGACAUGUACACAUCACUGCUACACGGGAUACAGGGAAGCGAAGAGGACGUGCUGUCGGAGAAAGUGGUGAAUUUGGCUGAAGCUGGAGGAGAAACAGGAGAUACCUUGAGCCGAGGGACCAGAGUUUCACUCACAAUACGACAUGUGCCAAAAGUCAUCAAGAACAAGCUUGUGCUGGGAAGAAAGUAAAGUUUAAAAAAGUACAAAUGUCUCGUAAUAUAUUUCCUGUGAUUAAUGAUGCUUUGCUGUGCCACUGUCAAAAAAGUUUUAACAUAGCCUGAAAGCUUAAGAAAGAUACAACAUGGAUUUAAACAAAUAUUUGAGCAUUCACGGUCCACCUAAACAGGACCAUGAACACUCAUACUGAGUGUUCAUGCUGAGCGUUCAUACUGAGUGUUCAUGGUCCUGUUUAGGUGAGAGUGGCUGGCUUGAGACUAAUGUUAAUUUGCACAAAUCAGCUCAUUUGUUAUAAUCCCAGUAAAUCAGAUCUUUAUGGUCAGAUUAUGGUAAAAGUCUUCACUUAAGUAUCAUAGCUUCAGACAAAGCAGUGCCUACAGUUAGCAUCACCCCUAGGGAAGGUUGAUGACAUCAGCUGCAAAGUAUCAGUUGUGAGAAGGAACAUUACAUUCUCACAACAUAAAAACGCGUGAAAUCAAUUACAUUUUUGCAUACCUUUAUUUGUAAUGAGCUCCUUGAUAAAAAUAAAUGUUUUUUUGUUGUUGAGAUGGAAUCCUGAACCUGAACACAAAAAUGUAAAAAUGAUUGAAAGUGAAAUAACUUGAAUUUGAAAACUGAAAAAUUUUACUUUCAACAUUGUUGAGAUGUUAAAACUAAUGCACUAUUAACUCUGUAACAAAAUGUUUAAGAUCUAAGUGAUAUUUAUACUUGUAUAGAUGUAGAUUGCUGCAGUCUAGAUGCCUUUUUUGCAUUCCUUAAUCCUUUAUUGCAUCUUCAUUACACUACAUUACACUGAGCAGUUUAUUGUUUGAUAUACUGUAACUAGAAAGACACAGAAAAAAUUGCACUGUAAACCUUUUACCAUUUGCAUCAGGCUUUGGUAUUUCAUUAUUCUUACUUGUCAGAGGAAAUAUACCAUAUGCCAUAUUCAAUAAAGCUUUAAAUUUUAUGUGUGAGUCUGUGAUUUUUUUUUUAGGCACACACAAGUUUGUAAAGGAAAUCUCUGGUUUAGAAAAACCUCAUAAAAGUCUCUUGAAUGAACCAGAGCUAAGUCAAGAGGGCGAUAUCAGAACCAGAUCCUGACGCAAGACUAGAUGCCUUCAAUGGAGCUAAACAGUCCUGCCCUCUUCAUUGUUCACCCUGGUUCCGAAGUAAAUUUUGUAUACAUUUUUCUCAUAGAUAAGAAUUUAAAAAUGAAUGAGAGAUUCACAUGUGGAACUACAGGUGGGCUGUUAUUGAGCUCCAUAGCUGUCCAUACUUCUAUAACUCUAAAACCCUUUACUACUGGUCCUGUUCAUCUGUCAAGUAAAGUCUGACUUUCCAAAAUGUACUCAAGACUGAACAAUUUAAAGCCACAGUAUGUAACUUUUCAGUCAAAAAUACAUCCAUCCACACAAAUGUCAGUUUGUGGGGGGUAAAAAAUUUAGAAGAAAAGUUCAAAAGUUCUUAAACAGAAUCUUUACCCACAUCAUCAACACUGAAAAUUCUCUCAAAUUCUGGCACUUUAAUUUUUUUUGUUUUAACAAAAUAAAUCUCUAAUGUUUUAGUGUUAUCUUUAUUAACAUCUAUCAUUAUUAGUCUAAUCAUAACUUUAUUUUAGUUAUAUAUUAUAAGCUUGGGCCUUAUUAACAUCAUUGCUAAGUAACAUGGAGAUCAGCAGUGACCGCCAAAUCCCUGGUUUUGGAACUAGAUUGCUUAUUUUCCCCACAGACAUUCUGAAAAAUGUAAAAAAAUAUAUAUAAAAUUUGAAAGCUCAGGGCUAAUCUCUGUGGUAACUAAUGAGCGCAAGACUUGAGAUAUUAUUUAAAAUCUGUUUCUGAAAUUUUAAAAAUUGCUAAGUUAUUAAAGCAUUUCACUGAAUCUUGCAUUUUACAUGCACAUUUUGGACUUGAAACAGCUGUGUUACAAAUGUUCUUGAA
Molecule: messenger RNA, 2732 nt
Organism: Boleophthalmus pectinirostris (great blue-spotted mudskipper)
Lineage: Eukaryota; Metazoa; Chordata; Actinopteri; Gobiiformes; Gobiidae
Gene: alkbh6
Product: alkB homolog 6
Exons: 2
Coding region: 112-825 (237 amino acids)
Source: RefSeq, a predicted model, not a curated record